UCCGGGUGCGACGGCAUGAGAUGUAGGCUAGCAGGCUAACCGAAAGUAGCGUCAAAACACUGAUACUAGAGCGGUAUUGAUAAACGUAAAGAGAAGCGAACAUGAAGGGGGUAAACGAUUUUCAGGAGUGUUUUUAAAGAGAAGUCGUUGUGAUCUACAUAGAUUGUUAUAGCUCAAAAUUUAAAUGUCAACAACGCGGCCCCUCCUCGGGAUGAAGCGAAUCACCGAGGUUACCUGCACAGAGCCGCCGAGAGGCAGUCAGGCCCCGACCGCCAGCAGAACGCAGCCCAAGUCGCUCACCGUUGACGAGUUUACAGUCCAUGAGGACAAACAAGCAGAGCUCAGAGGCACCAAACCCAAAGUCGAGCAGGUUUUUCAAGUGACAUUCACGAUCAUUGGACUGCUGGAUCACACUGGAGCCCACGGAAGUAAGGCUUCCAGGCAGAUCUGGCUCCAGUUGAAGGGGGAAAAGGAGGAUGUGUUAAAAGCGAAGGAGUAUGUGAAAGGCCUGUGUGACCCAGAGCUUCAGAAGGAAGAGUGUUACCCGGUGGACAUGCAUUGCAUUUUUGCUGGUGCUCGUGGACUCUUUUUGGACCGGUUGCUUAGAGACACAAGUGCAGAGGUUCAAGUGGUGGAACCAGGCCGACUGAGGUUAAUUGGUUGUGCGGAGGGAGUCGUUAUGGCGCAGAGUCGUGUUCAACAGUUUGUCGUCCUCUUUCAGGAGAAAAGGAGCUUGCCUGCUGAUAGGGAACCAUUGAUUAAGCGCACCUUUAAGACCUUUGUUGAGGACAGGGCUGAUAAAUAUGCCAUGGAGCUGCUCUUGCUUCCCAGUGCCCUCAAAGAGGAACUUCUGGGUUUAGCUCAAAGUCCAACCCAGCUUAUGGCUAUCAUAGACCUAGAGCAGGAUCGGUCUCAGACCAGCACACCCGUAACAGACCUAUCCAACCGUAUCCUGGAUGCCACAUUUGAGGACAAGGCCUCAGGUUUUCCAUCCACUCCUGAUAUCAUGACCGGUCUGACUGGUCGGCCCUGCUGCAAGCGGCGCUCAUCUGAAAGUGAGCAGAGAGACACUAAACGACAAUACUCACUGGAAAGGAGAGAAGAAGAGCAGCGGGAAGAACGACAACGAGAGCCCAGCAAGACUCAUGCGAUAACAGCCGCAAAGGGGAUGCAGGCUGCAACGGUGCUGAACUCUAGUGAGGUGAUGAACGAGGGUGAGACGGUGAGUCCUGAAACUAACUUGCGAUGCCUAGUUAACUUCUUCAGAACCAUGGGCUACCAGCAGGAGGUGGUGGAGCGAGUGGUGCGGGAGACGGGCCAGACAGAGGAUGCAUUCUUGCUGCUAGAACGGAUUGUGGAGGAGACGCAGAAGACCCAGAGCAUGCAGGGUUCCAAGCGGACCUCUCGUACACCCGACCCUUCCCCAUCUGCAAACACUUCCUCCACCUGUACCAGGCUCAAAGAAAAGGAACGAGUGCAGAUGCGAGCUCUCGCAGAGAUGAAAUGUAAAGAAAACAUUAGGCCUCCCAGCAGUAAUGGCUUAGGUCAGAAGAACCCAACAAGCCACGUGCCACUGGUUUCGGCAUCUAUCAAAAGAAACAAUGGUGCACAGAAUGACAUGUGUGAAAUCAUCAUAAUUGAUGAUGACGAUAACGACUUGGCAGAGGUGGAGAGAAAGCCCCGAAUUGUAGGGCUAGAUUUGAGGUCAGAGCCCAAGUUUGAUUACCUGCCACGUGGAAGCUCUCAAACUAUGGUUCCUGUGCGGAUGGAGAGUGUGACCACUCUCCGCAGCUCCUCUCAAGGCCCUCCCUUCCGGAACACGGACACGCGACCAGGCUGCUCUUACCAGACUCUUCCUGGAAGGGCUCCUCCUCUUCGCUCGGAAGCACAUAGCACCUCUAAACCAGCACCCCUCACCGGUAUGUCUCGUUUCCAGCAGUCCCUGAAAACCCCCUACCGACUAGUCCUACAGAAUGAACCAGGUUGCCCUGAUCUUCGACACAUAAUCAUCGAUGGGAGCAAUGUGGCAAUGGCGCAUGGACUUCAUCUGAUCUUUUCUUGUCGUGGGAUUGCCAUUGCUGUAGAGGCCUUUUGGCGCAGAGGUCACAGAGAAAUCACAGUCUUUGUACCUCAGUGGAGACAGAAGAGAGACCCCAACAUCACUGAACAGAACUUUCUGACCCAACUGGAGAACUUGCGACUCCUCUCUUUCACCCCAUCUAGAGAAGUGUGUGGACAGAGGAUUUCCUCCCAUGAUGACAGGUUCCUGCUUCAUCUGGCUGAGAAAACAGGAGGGGUCAUCGUCACCAAUGACAACCUGAGGGACUUUGUGAACCAGUCAGAAGUGUGGAGAAGGAUCAUCCAGGAGAGACUUUUGCAGUUCACCUUUGUAGAAGACCACUUUAUGAUCCCAGAUGACCCACUUGGAAAGCAUGGACCUCACUUAGACGAGUUCUUGCUUAAGCAGAGACAAGGUAGCCCUAUCAUUCCGCAUUUGAGGACAGACCUUCAGGCAACUCCAUCAGUAUACACCCAGGCAAUGCAGCAAAUGCCACAUCCCUCCUCCCCUUUGCACUGGCCACAGUCCGGCCCUCCUGACUGGCACCACCCUCUGCCAUCCCCCUCUCCACCACCCCAGCGAUCGCCCUCAGAAACCACAGCACUGCAGAGGAAGUUGUACGACAUCUUUCCUGACCAAAAGCAGCGCAUUGACCGUAUCCUCAGCGACAACCCAUAUAUGAGGGACCUGAAUGCGUUGUCAGGCCUAUUGCUGGGCUAAUGCACACUCGCACACCCAUUACAGUUACACUCUUGGCUACAUCCUAGUCUUAGAUGUGAUCGCCACAAACAUCAGUGUAAGUGCAUGGAGGUCACAGGACUUUUUUUUAUUAUUAAAGACUACCAUGUUUGAAAAGCGCUGCUACAAGCAUUUAUUUGUUUGAGGGAUUCUGUUCCAUCAACUAAUUUGGAUAUCUUGGGGCCUUGACAAUUACUGCAAGCACAAUAAACUUCAGUUACGUUUUCUGAGGAAACUUUAACUAUGCGAGAAUGGCAUAUAUUUUAUGUAAAUAUUUAUGAAGAAUAAUCUUCCUUUUCUGUAAAUUGUCUUUUCAAAAUCUUUAUUCUAAGAGGUGUUCCAGCUACACAGUUGUUGAACUGGCUUUGCUGAAAUUACUGCUGAAGGACAAAUGUUUAUUUGCUGUUUUUAUAUGGUUUUGCUUUCUGUUUUAAAGUUUUUGUGAAUAUCAACCUUAACUCAAACAAGUUCUAGUCUCCAGUCACUCUAAAUUGCCCUACUGAAGUGCCCUGUCAUUUGCUUGCAUGAUAGAAUUGCCCCACUCUGUCUAAAGUGGCUUUACUUCCUUAUUCCUAAUUUUAGUUCCUGGCUGCGUUCCCCUUCACUUUAACCCUCCUUAACUGUUAAAAUAUGGUCAACACCUUGGCUGUUUGCGGUCAUUUUUGACCGGAUACAAUAAAGGUCUACCCCUUUUUUAUUUUUAUGAAAUGUUAUAACACUAACUUCCCUGAAGUAGUAACAAUAACAUUUUGGGGAUUUUUGGCACUUUUGGGAUUUUAGGAUAUUUAGAUCUUAUUUGCAUGUACAUUUUUCAAUUUCACAAUCAUUUACGGAUGCAAAAAGCAACUUCACUACAGUAAAAAUGGUGGCGGGGGGUCUAUAUGUAUAUAGGACUGUGUGCGUGCAUUCUGCAUGUGAUUGUGUGUGUGCAUGCAUGUGAAUCUUUUGCACACUGGAUGUUUUAUAGUCUCACUCCAUUUCUGUGGGUUUGUUCAGCAUUUUGACUGAUAUAUAGAUUGUAUUCAACACAUAAAAAAAAAAAAAGAAAUUAUCUGUGUUAGGGUCUUUCCCAUUCAUUUCCUAUGGUUGAUCAAUUUUGACCGUGGACAUACAAGGUGUCUAUUUUUAUUACGACCACUUAGAUUCAUCAAAUGAAGUCCAAAUUUAAUUUAAUUUUUUCAGAUUGCACAUUUUUUUUUUUUCUCCCCAAUUUGGCAUGCCCAAUUUCCAGUGCCCUCUAGGUCCUUGUGGUGGUGUAGUGACUCACCUCAAUCUGGGUAGGGGAGACAGUCAAUCUGCGCAUAUUAUCACGUGACUUGAGCGCGUUAUCACAGAGACCUAUUGCGUUUGGAGGCUUCACACUAUUUUUCUAAGCAUCCACGCACAACUCACCACAUGCCCCACCAAGAGCGAGAACCACAUUAUAGCGAUCACAAUCAGGUUAAUCCUACAUGACUCUACCCACCCUAGCAACCAAGCCAAUUGGUUGCUUAGGAAGCCUGACUGGAGUCAUCAGAUUGCAUAUAUAAUAGUCACCAAGUUUUGAAACACUCAGAUUAAGGAAGCCAUUUUUAUUUAAAAAAUGAAAUGGGUAAAAAAUGACCAAACAGCCUAGUAGGUUUAAACAUGCACUCACUAACUACACUCUCUAAGCGCUUCCUCUUGGGGGAAUCCCAGAUGCCAUUUUGGAAGUCCAUUCCACUUAGUUAAAGGGAUAGUUCACCCAAAAUUGACUCCUCAUUUACUCAGCUUCAUACCAUUCUAUAUGUGUAUGAAUUGGGGGGUUUUUUCUGCAUUUUCUAAAAAUCUUAAUUUGAGUUCAGCAGAAGAAAGUCAUAAAUAUCAGGUAUGAGGUUGAAUAAAUGAUGAGAGAAUUUCUUUUUUGGGGGUGAACUAUCCCUUUAAACGAAAAUUCGGGUUCAAUCAAAGUUAAACUCAAUCUGGGGCAUUUGUGUCAUUAUGUUGAUUACCACAAAAAUUCAUUAUGACCUUUUUUUUUUUUUUUUUUUACAAAGCAAAAAUUCUGGGUUCCUGUGAGGCACAUACAAUGGAAGUGAAUGGGGGCCAAUCUGUAAAUGUUAAAAUACUCACCGUUUCAAAAGUAUAGCCACAAGACAUAAACAAUAUGCAUUUUAACAUGAUUUUAGUGUGAUAAAAUCGCUUAAAACCUUUGUCAAGCCAUGACUGUAAUGUCAACAAACCCUAAUAACAGCUGUAAAAAUGACAAUUUAAACAGCUUUAAAGCUAAACAAAAAUGCAUGAUUUUUAACAUAAGAUUUAAUAUAAGUGCUUUUAUAAAAUUACCAGCUUCAUAUUUCUGCCUUUAAGACAACCAAAGAUUGGCCUCAUUCAGUCCCAUUGUAAGUGCCUCACUGUAACAUAUCUUUUUAGAUUUUUUCAUUUUUGUGAAAAUCUAAAUUAUGUCACAAAUGCUGUCGAUUAAUUUUAAUUUGUACUGAACCCGGAAUAUUCCUUUAAACCUUAUUGCACAAGCGGGUUUACUCGCGCAGUGUAAUUAAUAAGUUAGUUCACUGAGAGAAGUGCAUGUUUACUUUGUGACGUGAGAGACAAUGGUAAGCUAUUUUUAGGAAGCCAUGGUGACCACCUAUGUGUCCCAGGAAAUUAUGUAUCAGUUCAGGUUAAAUGGCUUCAAAAGUUUUCAGAUUACUCAGCGACCUGAAUCUACCAUUACCUGUUGUGCAAUCAACCUUUGUCCCAAUUGUGACCAUCAGAGGGCACUGUGGGUUUUUUGGCUCUCUAAUGAACAGCAUUAUGAAAUGAGGAAAGAAUUACAGUGUACAGUUGAAUAAUGCCACGUCAUUUUAAAACGACAAAAGCAUUUUAUAAUAUUGACACUACGGUGAAAAUAUAGUACAAUACUUUUAACUGUCAUUGUUGCCAUGUCAUCUUUUCGCUGUUUCUGAAAUAUGUGUAGUGUUGGGUUUUGUGAAUUGGUAUUCAAUUUUGGGAAUGAACCCAUAGAAGCAUCAAAGUCUCGGCAGACACUGUGGGUAUCUCACAGUAUGGCUGCUGAAAGCUUUGCUUUUUUUUUUUUUUUUUUAAGAC
This is a messenger RNA of Xyrauchen texanus (razorback sucker), 5863 nucleotides long. Its product is annotated as NEDD4-binding protein 1-like. The transcript is spliced from 7 exons. Bases 185 to 2779 code for a protein of 864 amino acids. Gene Ontology annotation, cellular component: PML body; nucleus. Gene Ontology annotation, biological process: negative regulation of proteasomal ubiquitin-dependent protein catabolic process; negative regulation of protein ubiquitination. Gene Ontology annotation, molecular function: RNA binding. Lineage: Eukaryota; Metazoa; Chordata; Actinopteri; Cypriniformes; Catostomidae. The record is from RefSeq and is a predicted model, not a curated record.